This is a messenger RNA of Carya illinoinensis, 2219 nucleotides long. Its product is annotated as protein HAIKU1-like. The transcript has a single exon. Lineage: Eukaryota; Viridiplantae; Streptophyta; Magnoliopsida; Fagales; Juglandaceae. The coding region runs from base 853 to 1788 and encodes 311 amino acids. The record is from RefSeq and is a predicted model, not a curated record.
AAUGAAUUACAGGUCAUUCGUUUCGUUUCAACAUUGACUUUUGAAUUAUGAGUCUCCGUUCAACUCGAUCUCUAGGGUUCCGUAUUCUUUUAGAGAGAGAAAAGGAGAAGAGCAAGAAGAAGAUGCAGUUGGACGCUCCUUGGUGCUGAGUUCCACUACUCGAGACUUAAUUUUCCAAUCCCUGUCCCCUCUCUCUUCCUUAUCACUUGCUUUCUUUGUGUUUGCUAUUUAUCUUUUUCGAGUUCGUACGCUCUGAAGAUAAUUUCUUGUUGGGUGACCUGGAAUUGAGCUUUGAGAAUAUUUGCUGCUCGCCUUUUGUCAUAAUUUUGGGGGGUUUCUUCUCGGUUCUGUGGGGGUGGAGUCUUGUUGCAGAUUUCAGGUUCUUAAUUUGGUAUAACCCAAGUAUUUGAGCUUGGGAUUUGAGGAAUUCCUGGGCUUACCGAAGCUGAUUUAAUCUGGGUUUUGUUGAUUCGACUGAGCAAAGAAAAGGGUAUGUUUUAUGCUUCUGACUCUCUCAGCUUUAUCGGGUUUGCUAUUUGUUCUUGUGGGGUUGAUUUGUUCUGUGCUUACAUCACCGUGAACAAGUCAAGCUUGUUUUGAGCUUGAAUUAUAAGGUUUUGGGUCUUUCCAAGCCUUGAAUGGUUUGUGGGCGCAGAAAAAAAAAACUAAAUAUUUGAUUUUCCGAAAUGGUUGGAAAUUGAGGUUGGGUUCUCUGAAAAAUUGCUAGCAUUUGAGCUGCAGUUUAAAUUUCUGGCUGCUGCUUUGAAGCAUAUGAAUGGUUUGACUUUGCGUGACAAUACAAAAGGCAGUAUUUCUUUGUUAUUGUGGGUUUUAGGUAUAUAGAUUUACCAAAUGGAUAACUCCAAGAACAGGCAUAAUGAUCAUUUGGGUGUGAACAAAAUGGGGAAAAAUAUAAGGAAGAGUCCCUUGCACCAACCAAAUUUUGCAAAUAAUCCUGCCAGGCAGCAGCCCCAGCCGCAGGUUUACAACAUUAGCAAGAAUGACUUUCGAAAUAUUGUUCAGCAGCUUACUGGUUCACCUUCUCAAGAACCUCUGCCCAGACCUCCGAACAACCUGCCAAAACCCCAGAGUGUGCGGCUGCAGAAAAUUCGGCCUCCCCCAUUAACGCCCAUCAACCGGCCUCACAUUCCCCCUCCGAUGCCGGUUCCUAUAGCUCCUCCACCAAUGGUGUACAAUAAUAGCUUUGUCAGACAUGGUCAGUUUGGACAGCCAUCACCCACACCGUUGCAGCCACUGACACCUGGGGACUCAAUUUGGGCAAAUACAGCUGAGUCUCCUAUCUCGGCUUACAUGCGAUAUCUUCAGAAUUCAAUAAUGGAUCCAGGUCAAAGGGGUAACCAAGCUCAAGCUCAACCACAACUGCAAUUUCCGGGUCAAAUUCAGGGUUAUCCACCAUCCACUGCUUUACUUCCUAAUCCUCCCAUGCCUGCUCUCCCUUCUCCUAGGGUGAAUGGUCCUACCCCACCCAUGCCUAAUCUCCCUUCCCCGCAAUCAAAUGGCCCUGCCCUUUUACCCUCCCCAAUCUCUCAGUUCCUCUUGCCAUCCCCAUCGGGUUACAUGAAUUUGUGGUCACCGAGAUCACCAUAUCCUUUGUACUCACCAGGGAUUCAGUUCCCUCUGCCGCUGACACCCAAUUUUGCAUUUUCUCCCAUGGCACAAUCGGGGAUUUUAGGUCCAGGUCCUCAACCUCCACCUUCUCCAGGCCUAUUUCCAUUAUCCCCUUCAGGGUUCUUUCCCAUCCUAAGUCCAAGAUGGAGGGACCAAUAAUCCUUGCCAUAGCAACUUAUGCUUGUGAGCUCAUUGCUUUAUCAGGAAUUGCAUCUUUUAUGGACGCAUCCACUCGUAAGAGCUGUUUUUGUGAAAAUGUAAUGUAGACUACUGCUGUAGGAGGUCCUUUUGAUCAUAGUGGUGUUUAUUUCAUCUUUCUUGUUCGUCAAUCGGUUGAUGUCCCUCUUGUAGUAUAUUUUGAUAAUAGAUCCUGUAACAGCUACAAUAAUUAUUUUUUGGACAACUUUUAGCUUGGGUGAUGUUGUGAAGGCCAGAAAACUCAUCUGGACAAUUCGACAGAGCUGUAACAUAAAGGAGGUAGGAUCACAGUAAUUGAAAAUUUUGAUGUAGGCUAUCUAUGGCAAGAACUCUCGUGUUUUUGUCAGAUUUUGACUGUAAUCUUAUAUAGUUUGAAGUCAAAUUCAUCUCCA